This is a messenger RNA of Ruditapes philippinarum (Manila clam), 1655 nucleotides long. RefSeq names its product complement factor H-like. Bases 383 to 1564 code for a protein of 393 amino acids. Lineage: Eukaryota; Metazoa; Mollusca; Bivalvia; Venerida; Veneridae. The record is from RefSeq and is a predicted model, not a curated record. The transcript has a single exon.
AAUACAAUGUCGAGGUGUUAAAAAACAAAUGUUGUUUUACUUGAAUUAUUUAAUACAAUGAUUUGGAGAAGUGGAAUGUGAUUACAUUUUUGUGUUCUCUUCAUGAUCAUUAUAAUGAGCAGUUCAAUGAACUACAACAUUGGCAGCAUAGAUCAGUUACAUGCCUUAAGGGACAACAUUUACAUUACGGUUUAUUAUUUAUGGACACUUUCCCGAUCUAAAAAUGGGACUUUUUUCAGACUUAAGUAAACUGCAAAUAAUAUAUAUUCAGAUAAUUGAACCGAGGGAAUGUUCGCAAUUUCAUAUUUUUCAUUUGGUUUUGAAAGUCAUGUAAAUGUAUCGAAAAACUGUGGAAAAUAGAUUUUAAAUACUACAAAGUCACAUGUUAAAAAUGUCACGUCCGUUUAUACUAAUUUGUGUGGCAUUUUUUACAUCUAUGGAAGAUGUGUCCGCGACUUCUGGAAUCACAGAACAUAUACAAUUUAAUAAAUGUUUACCGGUUAGCUAUAUGCAUGUGAAGUUUGGGGCUUCAUUAGAAAAUUGUGAAGAAGAGUGCGUGAGACGACCAGCAUGUAAAUCACUGAACUAUAGACGUAAAACACGUUUAUGUGAACUUUUACCUAUUAACUCUGGACAGUCCGUACCUUUGAUCAGCUCAGCCAAGUGUGUUCAUCUCGAUAUUCGUGUCGGUGACCAACUUUUAAUACAGACAAACAGUCCGUGUUCAACGAAUGAUUGCCUCGAAGGUGAAACAUGCAACUUACCGAACUCUCCGAACUGUUUAAUCACCGAAUGCCCGGAUCUUACAGAUGGAAUAGAUCAUGGACAUCUACUGGGUAAUGUAAAUACUAUUGGAAGUGCCCGGAUUGCUGUUUGUGAAACAGGCUAUAAAAUGUUUGGAAGUCCUCGUAUGGAGUGUUCAGUCAACGGAAGCUGGACACACACAAGUGUUUGUGGGAUACCAUGCGGCGUGCCUGUAACAGUACUUAACGGUCACGUGACGAGUGCUGACAUUUUCACACCGAACGCUUUAUUUUCCUCGAAUGAUUCAAAUGUGAUUUUUUCACAAAAGAUCUAUCUGAAUGGUUCUUGGAUAGAGUUUUCGUGUGAAAAUGAAUUUUUUCUGAGAGGAACAAAUAUAACACAGUGUUUAAAUGGAAAUUGGACUAAAGUACCAAAAUGCAUUGUACCAGGUAUUGGACAGGUCUGUGUUGACAGCUCCGAAUGUACGGUGCCAGACUCCGAGUGCAGAGGCGGCACGUGCAGAUGCCUGUCACAACGGAGCUAUUCUUAUGGCUCAAAGUCUUGUGUUUAUGACUGCCAAACCUUUGCAGAUACAUUCCAGUAUGAGAUAGGGAAAAAAUUAAACUUUAAAGAUGACGAGUCCCAUUAUAUGUAUAACUACACAGCGUGCAAACAGAGAUGUCUAGAAAUCACGAGUUUCACGUGUCAAUCGUUCGAGGUAUCGAGCAGUUUGUGCCUGAUAUCAAGUAAUAACGCGAACGACGGUCUUUUCCGGGAUGCAGACGAGUUUAUAUACUACCAACGGGAUUGUUUAACCUGAUUCACAAAUAUAAAUAUAGAUGUUGUUUUUUUGGGGUUUUUUUUUUUUCAAAGAAAAAUGAUGAUGAUAAAAUAAACAAACAAACAAGAUA